Molecule: messenger RNA, 2964 nt
Organism: Saitoella complicata NRRL Y-17804
Lineage: Eukaryota; Fungi; Ascomycota; Saitoellomycetes; Saitoellales; Saitoellaceae
Product: karyopherin Kap109
Exons: 2
Coding region: 88-2964 (958 amino acids)
Biological process (GO): protein export from nucleus; protein import into nucleus
Cellular component (GO): cytosol; nuclear envelope
Molecular function (GO): small GTPase binding; nuclear export signal receptor activity
Source: RefSeq, a predicted model, not a curated record
GAACCUAAACUCUAAAAAAAGGAAGAGACCCUUCCUCCAAGAGACUCUGACAUCCCAUAUAUACCCCCGUGUGGACUCCUAGUCACCAUGGAAAGCAUUGCAUCGUUUCUACUUCAGUCAUUGAACCCUGCUACAGCCAAGCAAGCUGAGCAGCAAUUGAAGGCCGCCGAAUCCCAGCCCGGGUUCUCCCUCCUCCUCCUCCAGAUCGUCGCCUCUGGAGCAGACAAUGCAACCCGUCAAGCAGCAGCCCUCUACUUCAAGAACUUUGUCCGAACAAAUUGGGCCGAUGACGAUGACAAGAAGAUCUCAGAAUCAGAUCGAGGCUCAAUCAAGCGCGAAAUCAUCGGUCUCAUGAUUUCCGUCCCGCCACUUUUGCAGGUGCAGUUGGGUGAGGCGGUUUCGAUCAUCGCUGACACGGAUUUCCCUCACAACUGGGAUACGUUGAUUGACGACCUUGUGUCGCGGUUAUCACCUGAUGAUAUGGUCCGCAAUAACGGUGUUCUUCAGACUGCGCACUCGAUCUUCAAGCGCUGGAGAUCACAGUUCCGUACUGAUGAGCUCUUCACUGAGAUCAAGUUCGUCCUCGACAGAUUCUGUGUCCCUUACCUCCAGCUCUUCGCCCGCGUCGACGAACUCAUCUCCUCUACCACCGACCGCGCAGCGCUCGCUAUGCUCUUCCAGACCCUUCACAUUAUCGUCAAGAUAUUCUUUGACCUCAACUGCCAGGAUAUCCCCGAGUUCUUCGAAGACAACAUGCCGCAAUGUAUGGGCUUGAUGCACAAGUACCUCUCCUACGCCAACCCUGUGCUCAACACUGACGAUGACGAGGAAGCUGGGCCCGUGGAGAAGGUCAAGGCGGGUAUCUGUGAGGUCGUGGAGCUCUACACCCAAAGAUACGAGGAAGAAUUCUCUCAACUCCCGGACUUCGUCAACACCACCUGGUCCCUCCUCACCACCACCGGCCUCGAAGCCAAAUACGACCUCCUCGUCUCCCGCGCCAUGGCUUUCCUCACAUCUGUUGUCAAAGUCCAACGGCACUCCGCUCUCUUCUCCUCCGAAGACGUCCUCCGCCAGUUUGUCGAGAAGAUCAUCCUUCCCAACAUGUCCCUCCGCGAAGCCGACGAAGAGCUCUUCGAGGACGAUCCUAUCGAGUUCAUCCGUCGUGAUCUCGAGGGAUCGGAUUCUGACACCAGGAGAAGAAGCGCGACGGAUUUGGUGCGUGGGUUGAUGGAGCAGUUUGAGAAGAGUGUUACGAGUGUUGUUACGCAGUACAUCACGUUUUACUUGGAUCAGUAUGCUGCGGACCGUGUGUCGAACUGGAAGUCGAAGGAUACGGCCGUGUAUUUGCUUACCGCUAUCGCUGCAAAGGGUGUCGUUUCUCAGCUUGGUGUUACUUCUACGAACAUGAUGGUCGAUGUCGUCGAUUUCUUCACGAAGAACAUCGCGCCGGAUUUGACUACUUCUUUCGAUGAGGUUCACCCCAUCUUGAAGGUCGAUGCGAUCAAGUAUAUCUAUACGUUUAGAAACCAGUUGACGAAGGAACAGUUGGUUUCUAUCUUCCCCGUUUUGGUGAAUCACUUGCAGAGCCCGAACUACGUUGUCUACACCUACACCGCUAUCACCAUCGAGCGUAUCUUGUUCUUGAAGAGGCAGAACACCAUGUUGUUCAACAAAGCCGACAUCCAGCCCUUCGCCAAGGACUUGCUGGAGCAGUUGUUCAGGUUGAUCGAGCAAGCCGACACUCCCCAGAAAUUGGCCGAGAACGACUUCUUGAUGAGAGCGGUGAUGAGAGUGAUUAUCACUUCCCGCGACAACAUUGUUGCGCUCACCUCGAUGACCAUCGAGCACCUCACCAAGAUCUUGAUCGAGAUCAGCAAGAACCCCUCCAAUCCCCGCUUCAACCACUUCGUCUUCGAGUCCCUCGGUGCAUUGGUCCGCUUCGUUGUACCCACCUCCCCCGCUGCAUUGAGUCAGUUUGAGGCACUCCUCUUCCCUCCCUUCCAUGCGAUUUUGGGACAGGAUGUUACUGAGUUCAUCCCGUAUGUGUUCCAACUCAUGAGUCAGUUGUUGGAGGCACACGCGGCUGGUGAUCUCCCUGAUUCGUACAAGGUCUUGCUUGCGCCGCUGUUGACCCCCGCGCUUUGGGAUUCCCGGGGUAACAUCCCGCCCCUUGUGCGUUUGUUGCAGGCGUUUUUGUUGAGGGGUGGAAAUGUCGUGGUCGAGACCAACAAGCUCCAGGCGAUCCUCGGCAUUUUUCAAAAGUUGGUGGCGAGCAAGCUCAAUGACCACUAUGGAUUCGAUCUGUUGGAGACGGUGUUUGCGAGUGUUCCGGUUGCUACCCUUCAGCCUUUCGUGAAGCAGAUCUUCUUGUUGCUGUUGACGAGGUUGAACUCUUCCAAGACUGAGAAAUUUACGUUGAGGUUUGUGGUGUUCGUUUACUACCUCGCUGGAAUGCAAAAGGAGGGUGCCGGACCAGACUUCGUUGUUGCGUCCAUCGACAGCGUGCAGCCCGGUCUUUUCGGCCAGCUCAUGCAGGCGAUCUUGUUGGGUGACGCACAGAAGGUCAAGGGUAACGCCGAGCGCAAGAUCUGUGCCGUUGGUAUGACCCGCUUUCUCUCCGACUCCACCGCCCUUCAUUCCGAACCCUACCAGAAGAUCUGGAUGCUCCUCCUCACGGCACUCCUCAAGCUCUUCGAACUCCCCAUGGAGGAGUCUAAGGGCGAUGACGAAAUUGAGGAAGUCGAUGUCGAGGACGUUACCUUCCAGGCUUCGUACUCUCGCUUGGGGACGGCUGGUAAGACGAAGGCUGAUCCAUUCGCUGCUGUGCCUGAGCCGAAGAGGUUUUUGGCGGAGCAGUUGACGAAGGUUGAUGCAGCUAGUGGUGGCCAAAUCGUUGCUACUAUCAAGAGUAGAUUGCCUGCUGAUGCGCAGGUUGUGUUGAAGGGGUACGGAAUGUCGUUGUAA